AUGACACGCACCGAUGUUCUCAUCGUGGGAGCAGGUCCAACGGGCCUCGUUCUAGCUCUGUGGUUAACUCGCCAAGGAAUCAGCGUGCGCAUUAUCGUCAAGUCAGAAGCAAAGGCAUCAACGUCACGAGCGAUGGCAAUUCACGCCCGCACGCUCGAAUUAUAUCGCCAGCUCGACCUCGCCGAGGAUGUGGUCGCAAACGGCCAUAAGAUCGCAGCGACCAAUAUAUGGGCCGGUGGAGUGCACCGCUCCCAUGUGCCGUUUGGUGAUUUUGGCGCCGGUCUGACGCCCUACCCCUUCAUACAUAUCUUCCCCCAAGAUCAGCAUGAACGAUUGUUAGAGGCGCGGUUGAAUACAAUGGGGGUGCAUGUUGAGCGGAAUCGCGAGUUAGCCGAGUUCCAAGAGCAGGAGUCAUCCAUCACAGCGCGACUGAGGAAUACCACAAAACCACAUAUCGAGAACAGUGAUAUCGAGACUUGCGAAGCAGCUUUCAUCGUGGGUUGCGACGGCGCUCAUUCUGCUGUCCGCCAGAACUGCAGAAUCGGGUUCGAAGGAGCUACAUACUCAAAGUUGUUCUAUGUAGCCGAUAUUGAAGGCAGCGGACCCAGUCUUAACGGUCAAGCGCACUUGAGUCUCAACGAUAAUCAAUUUUUCUUGCUCAUGGCGUACGACAAAGACCGUCGUGCACGACUAAACGGUGCCGUCGACGAAGGCGCACUGACGAAAGAUAUUUCCGACCUCACACUCGACGACGUUGCGCCGGACGCCGGCAAGGCCGUGGGCGUCAAGAUCGACAAGGUGAACUGGUUCAGCACCUACCACGUUCACCACAGGGUAGCUGAAGCCUUUCGCAGCGGACGGGCCUUCCUUGUGGGGGACGCGGCGCACAUUCACAGUCCGGUCGGAGGACAGGGAAUGAACACCGGUAUCGGCGAUGCCAUUAACCUGGCCUGGAAGCUUACCGCAGUUAUUCAAGACAAAGCCGACAUGUCUCUCCUGGAUAGCUACGAAGUCGAACGUCGUGCGUUCGCGGCACUUCUGGUCAACACAACCGAUACUGCAUUUAACGCUAUUGCCUCAGAGGGGUACCUGUCCUAUUUUAUCCGGACAUGGUUCAUUCCUUACGUGUCUCCUAUUCUGUCCAAGAUUGGUCUCGUGCGACAAAGGAUGUUCCGUGGUGUAUCCCAGAUUAUGCUCAAUUAUAGGGAUAGUGCGCUGUCGGCUGGCUUGGCCGGUACGGUCCAAGGAGGCGACCGUAUCCCUUGGGCUCCCGUGGGCGAACUUGAUAAUUUUCAAAGCUUUGGGGAGAUCACAUGGCAGGUCCACGUGUAUGGCGAAGCUAAAGACGAGUUGAAAGAGUGGUGUCGUUCUAAGGGAAUUCCUCUACACAUCUUUACUUGGAAUGAGAAAUAUCAAUCGGUCGGCUUGGGAAAAGAUGCAGCAUACUUGCUCCGGCCGGAUACAUAUGUUGCAGUGGCGGAGCCCUCUGGCCGACCAGAACGAUACGAUCAAUAUUUCAAAGACAACAAGAUCCGACUGUGA
This is a messenger RNA of Aspergillus oryzae RIB40, 1542 nucleotides long. Its product is annotated as putative FAD binding monooxygenase. Gene Ontology annotation, molecular function: FAD binding. The transcript has a single exon. Bases 1 to 1542 code for a protein of 513 amino acids. Lineage: Eukaryota; Fungi; Ascomycota; Eurotiomycetes; Eurotiales; Aspergillaceae. The record is from RefSeq and is a predicted model, not a curated record.